AAAGGCCCUCAUUCUUCAUCCCUCCCUCUCUCUCAUUCUUCAUCUCUCCCUCCUCCGGAUCCCACACAAGACAACGGGAAAGAGGGACGAUGGCAAGAGGAACUUCUCAGUCUCAGGCUUCUUCAUCCACGUCAUCUCGCCCAGGUACCGUGGGCAUGGCCCCACGUGGAACCCCUGCAGCAGCGGCGGGAAUGCGUCGGCGGAGGCUCGGCGGCGGCGGAUCUUCUGGAAACUUCGGUGCAGGUGGUGGCGGAGGCAGCAGCAACAUGCUUCGAUUUUACACGGACGAUGCUCCUGGCCUCAAGAUCACACCCACGGUGGUCCUUGUAAUGAGCCUCUGCUUCAUUGGCUUCGUUACCGCCCUUCAUGUCUUUGGUAAGCUGUACCGCUAUCGAUCCGGUGGUGCAUCGUGAAUCAUUUCCUAAUUCUCCAAUCACAUGGUCACGACCGUCUUAGGGUUUUCUUUUGUCAUUCUGGCUUUCUUGUUUGUUCAACUCAUUUUGAUUCACGAGAUGUGUUUCUUUCAUCGUUUUGGAUUGGAACAAGGCCUUGGAUUGUGUUUGCAAUAGAUUUCAUUUUGUUUUUGUUGUAUCACGUUUUAGACUAAUCGUAUUUCAAAUUGCUA
This is a messenger RNA of Magnolia sinica, 625 nucleotides long. RefSeq names its product protein transport protein Sec61 subunit beta. NCBI's taxonomy places the organism in Eukaryota, Viridiplantae, Streptophyta, Magnoliopsida, Magnoliales, Magnoliaceae. Bases 90 to 413 code for a protein of 107 amino acids. The record is from RefSeq and is a predicted model, not a curated record. The transcript has a single exon. Gene Ontology annotation, cellular component: Sec61 translocon complex. Gene Ontology annotation, biological process: intracellular protein transport.